AUGUCAUGUGUUUCUCCCGCCCCGGUGAUCUGCACUCGAGACUCCCCUUCGUCACAUCAACUGCGCAACAAUACAACAAACACUCCUUUACCACUUCUCCUCCAUUUUAUACUCCCUCCAUCUCGCCUGUCUGGUGGCGCGCUCUCGCCCAUCAUGGACGUCGUCGCAGCUGUGUCCGGCUACAUCUCCAAGAUGGUGACGGCGGGCGAGUCGGCUACGGGGUCUUCGUCCACCAAGAUGAAGAUCCUGCUUCUCGAUAGUGAGACAGUGGGAGAUGCGCUCUGCUCGUGA
This is a messenger RNA of Penicillium lagena, 291 nucleotides long. RefSeq names its product Vacuolar protein sorting-associated protein 45. The transcript has a single exon. The coding region runs from base 1 to 291 and encodes 96 amino acids. The record is from RefSeq and is a predicted model, not a curated record. Lineage: Eukaryota; Fungi; Ascomycota; Eurotiomycetes; Eurotiales; Aspergillaceae.